Messenger RNA from Melampsora larici-populina 98AG31, 1161 nucleotides. RefSeq lists its product as uncharacterized. Bases 1 to 1161 code for a protein of 386 amino acids. NCBI's taxonomy places the organism in Eukaryota, Fungi, Basidiomycota, Pucciniomycetes, Pucciniales, Melampsoraceae. Gene Ontology annotation, cellular component: cytoplasm. The record is from RefSeq and is a predicted model, not a curated record. The transcript has 4 exons. Gene Ontology annotation, molecular function: cystathionine beta-synthase activity; cysteine synthase activity.
AUGUCUACUUCUACCGUUCCAUCAAACACUCUUCCCAUUCUAGCACCUAUCAAACCUCGCAUUUUAUCAUCCGCAUCAACUAUUAGCGAUUCGGUUUUAUCUUGUAUAGGUGGAACUCCAUUAGUACGACUCGAUCGAUUCGCGUCUGCUCAUGGUUUAAAAUGUAAUCUUCUUGGUAAACUAGAGUAUUUCAAUGCGGGUGGAUCAGUCAAAGACAGAAUCGCAUUACGAAUGAUAAUAGAAGCAGAAGCAGAAGGCAAACUAAUUCCAGGACACAGUGUAAUUAUUGAACCUACAAGUGGUAACACAGGUAUUGGUUUAGCAUUAGGAGCCGCUGUAAAAGGGUAUAAAUGUAUAAUUGUUUUACCAGAGAAAAUGAGUCGAGAAAAAAUCAAUACGAUGAAAGCUUUAGGAGCUACAAUUGUUCGUACACCUACUGAAGCUGCUUCUGAUAGUCCUGAAAGUCAUAUCUCAGUAGCUGCUAGACUUGAGAAAUCGAUUCCCGGUGGGAUCAUUUUGGAUCAAUACACAAAUCGAUUUAAUCCAUUGGCACAUUAUGAUACAACUGCAGUGGAAAUCAUUGAAGCUAUCUCAAACACGCCUACACUUGAAGGACGUCAGUCAAGUGGAAAAGUAGAUUUAUUAAUCGCAGGAGCAGGAACAGGCGGAACCUUAGCAGGUGUUAGUCGAAAGCUCAAAGACCAUUAUGGAUCAGAAUCAGUUCAUACAAUUGGUGUGGAUCCAGUUGGUUCAAUCUUAGCUAGACCUGAAAGUUUGAAUGUAGGGGGGAUUGCAACUUAUAAAACAGAAGGUACUGGUUAUGAUUUUAUACCCGACACAUUAAAUUAUGAAGUCAUAGAUCAAUGGAUGAAAACUAAAGAUGAAGAGGCCUUUAGUUCAGUUAGAGAAUUGAUCAGAGUGGAGGGAAUCUUAUGUGGUGGGUCUAGUGGUCAAACUGUUGCAGCUGCAUUACGGUAUCUAUCUCCUGGUGGAGAAGGUUGGGAAUCUUAUGGAAAGGUAGAGAAUAAGAACGUCGUCUUGAUCUUUGCUGAUUCUAUUAGGAAUUAUAUUACGAAAGAUUGGUUGAUUGAAGGAACUGAUGCUUCUGAAACCACUGAAGCUGAUCUCGUAGCCAAUCUUGCGUCUUCGGAUUCAACUUGA